AUGGCGUUUCCCAUAAAGCUUAUCUUUACCCUCCUCUCCUUCUCCUAUUUUCAACUCUUUUUAGCUGCUUUCACUCCAACUGAUAACUACCUCCUUAAUUGCGGCGCUAAUACCAACGCGUCUUUCUUCUCCAUCCGCUCCUUUAUCGGUGACUCCUCACGCCCUGGCUCGGAUUUUCUCUCCGCCCAUCGAUCCGUCUCGCUUUCCGACCCGAACCCACCUCCAGAUUCACCGGUUAUAUACCACACUGCGCGUGUCUUCUCCGGCGGAUCAUCUCCAUCCUUCGCAUAUAAACUCGGCGUCACAAGCAAACGCACUCACUUCAUCCGUCUCCAUUUCGCGCCGUUUAAAGCUCCAGGCUUUAACUUAGCGUCGGCGAAAUUCGGCGUUUUGGUCAAUGGGUUCUCUGUGAUGAGCAGUUUCGGCACUAAUUCCGUCAUCGUCAAAGAAUUCAUUCUAAAAAUCGACGACCCUGUUCUGGAGAUUUCGUUUAUCCCUUUUAAACCAUCUGGAUUUGGGUUCGUCAACGCGAUAGAAGUGUUCUCGGCACCUAACGAUUACAUAAUCGAUCAAGGCACCAAGCUCGUAAUCUCUAACUCUCCUCAAAUCUUCAGUAACUUGUCAUCUCAAGUUCUCGAGACUGUACACAGAAUCAACGUCGGUGGUUUGAAAUUGACGCCCUUUAACGAUACAUUGUGGAGGACUUGGCUCGUUGAUGACGACUAUCUGCUGCUUAAAGGAGCUGCGAAACGUGCUUGGACCACUAAUGCUCCGAGCUAUCAGAAAGGUGGAGCGACGAGAGAGAUUGCUCCGGACAAUGUAUAUAUAACUGCACAGGAGAUGAAUCGAGAUAAUCAGGAGCUUGCGGCGAGGUUUAACAUCAGCUGGGGAUUCCCCGUCGGAGGAUCGAAACGAGUUCUUCAUUUGGUUCGUUUGCAUUUCUGCGAUAUCGUUAGUACAUCGCUUAACCAGCUCUAUUUCAAUGUCUUUAUCAACGAUUAUAUUGCGUAUAGAGACGUUGAUCUCUCCACGCUUAACUUCCAUGUGCUUGCGUCUCCGUUGUACAUAGACUUCGUUGCUGAAUCUGAUCAUGAUGGAAUGUUGCGGAUAAGUGUUGGACCGUCUGAUCUCAGCAAUCCGUCGAGAGCAAAUGCUCUACUGAAUGGAGUGGAGAUCAUGAGAAUCCUGAACCCUGUGAGCUCCAAAGCCGUAGCUGGAAAGAAGAACGUUAUCUGGAUUGUGGUUUCCUCAGUAUUGGGAAGUCUUGUGUUCUUGUCUAUGCUCGUCCUGUGUGGUUUGUGCUUGUGCAGGCGCAAGAGCAACAAUACCAAGAGCUCAGAGAGCACGGGAUGGACACCUUUGAGGAGGUUCAGAGGCAGUUCCAUCAGUAGAACAACCGAAGGAACUGUUAGUUCCAAUGGCUAUCAAACUCUGAGAAUCUCUUUCGCGGAGAUACAGUCCGGUACUAAUAACUUCGACAGAAGCUUAGUAAUCGGAGUAGGCGGAUUCGGGAUGGUCUUUAAAGGGUCUCUCAAGGACAACACCAAAGUAGCUGUGAAGAGAGGCAUGCCUGGUUCAAGACAGGGCUUACCGGAGUUUCUCUCUGAGAUAACCAUCCUCUCCAAGAUCCGUCAUCGCCAUCUCGUCUCGCUUGUUGGAUACUGCGAGGAACAAUCUGAGAUGAUUCUGGUGUACGAGUACAUGGAUAAAGGGCCACUCAAAAGCCACUUAUACGGAUCAGCCAACACGCCAUUGUCUUGGAAACAACGGCUUGAGGUCUGCAUUGGUGCAGCAAGAGGUCUUCACUACCUUCACACAGGCUCUUCGCAAGGAAUCAUCCACCGUGAUAUAAAAUCAACCAAUAUCUUGCUAGAUAACAACUACGUAGCCAAAGUUGCAGACUUUGGACUGUCGAGAUCAGGUCCUUGUCUUGACGAGACUCAUGUGAGCACAGGGGUUAAAGGAAGCUUCGGGUAUCUUGAUCCUGAAUACUUCAGGAGACAACAGCUCACGGAUAAGUCCGAUGUUUAUUCCUUUGGAGUCGUUCUGUUCGAAGUUCUUUGCGCUAGACCUGCUGUUGAUCCGUUGCUCGUGCGUGAGCAAGUGAAUCUAGCGGAGUGGGCUAUUGAGUGGCAGAAGAAAGGUAUGCUCGAUCAGAUUGUUGACCCGAACAUCGCCGCUCAGAUCAAACCGUGCUCGUUGAAGAAAUUUGCGGAGACCGCAGAGAAAUGCUGUGCGGAUUACGGCGUGGAUAGGCCGACGAUAGGCGAUGUUCUGUGGAACUUGGAGCAUGUGCUUCAGCUUCAGGAAUCCGGACCUUUGGAGACGCCUGAAGAAGUAAAUGGAGACGUUACCGGUUCGGGAACGGCUCGAGAAGGUCCGUCUAGUGGCUCGAACACAGAGAGGGACAAUGGAGAUGGAACUUCAGGUAUAAUCAAUAGUAGCCAAGUCUUCUCUCAGCUAAUGACCAACAAUGGCAGAUGA
This is a messenger RNA of Thlaspi arvense, 2484 nucleotides long. NCBI's taxonomy places the organism in Eukaryota, Viridiplantae, Streptophyta, Magnoliopsida, Brassicales, Brassicaceae. The record is from the annotation of a GenBank genome assembly.